UUUUCAAGCGGACAAGUCAAAGUUUUUGGAUUUCUUAGUUCAGUACUUUGAAACUUUUUUCCAUUCUCGGUUUACUUUUCUUCUUUUUUUUUUUCGCUUCGUUUUCGAAAUACUCUCGUAUUAGCGCGAUUUGAGUGGAAUGCAACUUUUACUUUCCAUUGAGGCACUGUGGAGGAUGCUGCUCCUGCUCCUGGUUGUAGUCCUGACUCUGGUCCCGCUUAAAGUCAGUGGUCAGACUGAAUCAACACCCAAGUCCCGACCCUAUUCCAGGUACUGCAACCGUUUUGCCGAGGAAGUGCAAGGCUCCAGACCUUUAUGCGAAAAAAAUUCCUACAUUGUGGCCGUGAGGAGAUGCCACUUUUUCUGUAGCUCUUCAAAUGAAAUAAGCCUUGGGGAAUGCAAUACCAAAUUGCCGGAUAAGGUAGAGUAUCCCAAGUGCAAGGACCUCUUCUGCACAGCAGCCCCCAGCGGAUCAGAUUCCGAAGGGAACUUCGACGAAGAUGUCUUCUAUCCAUAAUCUUAAAUACUUGUUUUCUAUAAUUUACCUGGUGUGUGGUCUCAAAUAAAUGUUAUGGCAAAAUAUUUAAUUUUAAUUCAA
This is a messenger RNA of Drosophila innubila, 598 nucleotides long. RefSeq lists its product as uncharacterized. The transcript has 5 exons. The record is from RefSeq and is a predicted model, not a curated record. Bases 140 to 517 code for a protein of 125 amino acids. NCBI's taxonomy places the organism in Eukaryota, Metazoa, Arthropoda, Insecta, Diptera, Drosophilidae.